UUCCUUGCCGUAGAAUCUAAAAACCCCACCCACACGCACAGGUUCGAAGCGAAAGCAAAACCGCAAAGAAACCAGUAGAGCAUGCGCGUUGCCGCGACUCGACCCUUCUUCCCCGCUCCCGGUGCCCUCUUCGCCGCCCUAGCCCUCGUCCUCGUCGGCUCCGCCUCUCUCGCGAUCGGAGCCAUGGCCAGCCACGUCCUCGGCGGCAAGCGCGAGAGCCCCGCCGCCGCCAACAGCUUGGAGACCGACGGCCUCGCCCGAUUCGCCGUCGACGAGCACAACAAGCGCGAGAACGCGCUGCUGGAGUUCGUGCGGGUUGUGGAGGCCAAGGAGCAAACGGUGGCCGGCACGCUGCACCACCUCACGCUCGAGGCCAUCGAAGCCGGGCGGAAGAAGGUGUAUGAGGCCAAGGUCUGGGUCAAGCCGUGGCUCGACUUCAAGGAGCUGCAGGAGUUCCGCCACACCGGGGACGCCACCUCCUUCACCACCUCCGAUCUCGGCGCCAAGAAAGGUGAACAUGAGCCUGGAUGGCGUGAUGUGCCUGUACAUGAUCCUGUAGUCAAAGAGGCUGCAAGUCAUGCGGUGAAAUCAAUCCAAGAGAGGUCGAAUUCCCUUUUCCCAUAUGAACUUCUCGAAAUCAUUCGCGCUAAGGCAGAGGUUGUCGAGGACUUUGCCAAGUUUGACAUCCUCCUGAAAUUGAAGAGAGGGACCAAGGAGGAGAAAAUCAAAGCAGAGGUCCAUAAGAACCUUGAAGGAGCUUUUGUGCUGAACCAGAUGCAGCCAGAGCAUGAUGAAUCUAGCAGCCAAUGAAUCUGGCGUGUUAAGCUCAAUAGUUAUAUAUAUGUAGUUUGUGUUCGACAAUAAGAAGUAAACUUGCCUCUACCUGGAUAUCUUGCAUUCUGCACCGCGCUGGCUGUUGAAUGCAGCACGACUGGAACUCUGUCCUAACUAGUUGGAACUGUUUCCGGUUGCUGCUAAUGUUUGAACAUGCAACCGAUCCUGUAACUCUUUAAAGGAUACAGUGGGGGUGUGGUGAAUGACGUUGUACCUUGUUAAUGUGAAUCCCACGUUCAAAUAUCACAGGUUGCAAA
Molecule: messenger RNA, 1091 nt
Organism: Brachypodium distachyon (stiff brome)
Lineage: Eukaryota; Viridiplantae; Streptophyta; Magnoliopsida; Poales; Poaceae
Product: cysteine proteinase inhibitor 12
Exons: 4
Coding region: 82-810 (242 amino acids)
Molecular function (GO): cysteine-type endopeptidase inhibitor activity
Source: RefSeq, a predicted model, not a curated record